Molecule: messenger RNA, 2497 nt
Organism: Carya illinoinensis
Lineage: Eukaryota; Viridiplantae; Streptophyta; Magnoliopsida; Fagales; Juglandaceae
Product: protein trichome birefringence-like 10
Exons: 4
Coding region: 589-1896 (435 amino acids)
Cellular component (GO): Golgi apparatus
Molecular function (GO): O-acetyltransferase activity
Source: RefSeq, a predicted model, not a curated record
GUUUCAUUACACACUUCCGUCGUCCACGCCACCAUCAAGCAGAAACAUAAAUCUCUCUCUCUCUCUCUCUCUCUGAAAACUAUACAUUAGCGGUGGCACCUUUCAGUGACGGUAUUCAAGGUUAAGUUCGUUCAAUAUCUUUUUGAUAACAAUACCACCACAAAAUACUAAUUGCCUUGUGUUAAAUCCAAGAUUUGGGGUACUAAGGUUUUGAGGGGCUUUUUUCUUUUUCCUGUUUUUUGGGUCUUUAAAGAUCAUAAUAUCUUUUACCCGAAAUAGACCUACACGUAUCUAAACCAUUUUUGCUGAAUUACCUGUAUCUUACUGACCCAAUUGAUGAGUACUUACAUUCUCCCUUACUCUGAUUCUAAAAAACCAGUUUGAUGAAACGUUUUGAAUGUCUCAAAGGUUUUCAUUUCUUGCUAUAUAUAAUGCAAAAGCGGUUUAGCCAUUAAUGCUUUCUUGUUGUCAAGACCCCACCUGCUCUCUCUCUCUCUCUCUCUCUCUCUCUCUCUCUCACCCACUGGUAAACCCCCUUUGGACCAUUCUACAGCACGCCUGUGAAUCUUUAAUCUUUCACUCAACGAGAUGGCAAAGAACACAGCUUCACAGGACCCAGAAAACACAAUGACCCACUUUGAUUUCUUGAAGAAAUUUAGGCGCUUGAGCCCUCUUGAGCCUUCUCUAAGUAUUAUCGCCUUCUUCCUGGCCACCCUCUUCUUCGUUAGCUGUUUUUUUAACUUGGAUUACUUCAGUAUUGGUCGUGGAUUCACCUGGAACGGUUCAUCAUCAUCAGCCAAUGUGCAUGUACGACGUGAAUUUCUUGAUGAAGGUGGUGAUGGGUGCGAUGUUUUUGAUGGAAACUGGGUUUGGGAUGAGAGCUAUCCACUCUAUCAGUCACAGAACUGCUCUUUCUUGGAUAAUGGUUUUAGGUGCAAUGAGAAUGGUAGGCCUGAUAGUUUCUAUACCAAGUGGCGUUGGCAGCCCAAAGAUUGCAACUUGCCCAGAUUUGAUGCAGGAAUGAUGUUGGAAAAGCUGCGGAAUAGGCGGAUUGUUUUUGUUGGCGACUCAAUAGGAAGAAACCACUGGGAGUCCCUCCUCUGUCUGCUUUCCUCUGUUAUUCUUAACAAGACUUCUAUCCAUGAGGUGAAUGGGAGCCCAAUUACAAAGCAUACGGGCUUCUUGGUUUUCAAGUUUGAUGACUUUAAUUGCACAGUUGAAUACUACAGAUCUCCAUUUCUAGUAGUCCAGGGCCGGCCUCCAGCUGGAGCUCCAGAAGAAGUGAAGGUAACUCUGAAAGUGGAUCAAAUCGACUGGGUUUCUAACAAGUGGAGAGAUGCAGAUGUGCUGGUCUUCAAUUCUGGGCACUGGUGGAGUUAUGACAAGACCAUAAAAGUGGGUUGUUACUUCCAAGAAGGCGAGGAGGUGAAGAUGAACAUGAGUCUUCAAAGUGCAUACCGGCGAUCGCUUGAGACUGUAAUUGAUUGGAUUGGUAGUAAUGUGAACAUGAGCAAGACUUAUGUUCUCUUCCGAACCCCAUCUGCCGUGCAUUUCAGAGGUGGCAACUGGAAUUCUGGUGGUGGUUGUCACUUGGAAACACUACCUGACCUAGGGUUAUUGCCAGUUUCAUCAGACAUCCAGUUAGAAAUUCUCAUUAAUAUGUUAUCAGAGCACUCAAAUGAAUCACAAGUGAUGAAAUUGGAUUUAUUGAAUGUGACGGACAUGACACGAAGAAGAAAAGAUGGCCAUGCUUCUGUUUACUAUUUAGGGCCUGACACUGGGCCAGCCUCUCUCCACCAUCAAGACUGCAGCCAUUGGUGCCUGCCUGGUGUCCCUGAUUCAUGGAACGUGCUUCUUUAUGCACUUCUCCACAAGCGAGAAUUCUUUGGCCGAUGAAUGUCGACAAAACCUACUCAAUCUAUGUUAUGAUUGGUAUCAGAUACUUCUUUUUCUACGGUGCCUACUCCCGUGACUGCUUGCUCACUGCUUUCUCAACAACUGGUGAAAUUGUCGUAUAUAAAACUGGGAGUUGUGUAUAGCCCUUUUUGUGUUCAGGUAAAUAGGACAGUUUACCUUACCAGUUUAAAAAUUUUGUUGCAAAACAAGGAAAUGCAAGUUUGUCUUAUUCUUGUUUCUGUACUUUUGUGAGUGGCAUAUGUCUGCUUGGACUGGUCUAGAGAUGAUAAGCACUAACUAGAAUGGAAUCAUGCCUAUGUUGUUGGGAGCUUAAUCUGGAAUGCUUGGUGGCACAUAUUUCAUCUGAGAUACAGACGGUUGAUCUAUGAAGGGUGCUAAAUUUUAGGGUCAAAGUGUACUUAGCAAGGCUUCUUGAGGCAAACUUUGAUAGUUGUGAGAAAAGAUGUACGCACAUAGGCUUUUGUUAUUGGCACAUGAUCUGAUUCUUCAGAAAGAAUAGAAAAAGAAAAUGAUGUAAUGUCCUUGAUGUUUGCACAAAAUUUUGGAUAAAACUUUUAUAAAGAUGUUGUAAUUUUGUUUC